AUGGACAUUUCAAGUGACGUGUGGAAUCAGGUUGCCCUCGAAGCAUCGCAGCUGUAUUUUACCGAGGAUGGCAAGAGCCCCUUCGCCAAUACGUCUAUUGAAAAACUUCCGGAUAAGGUAAUUUUACACAUCUUCUCCUACCUGAGUCAUCUUGAGAUAUGUCGCAUGGCUAUGGUCUGUCGUCGUUGGCGUACGAUCGCCUACGACACCAAGCUGUGGAAAAACGUGUCACUGCGCCCGGAAGUAUCCGGAUUGCACGUCGGUUCGUUGGAUUCUCUGCUCCAUAUGGUUUCCGUCCGCUUCGGAGCUUCAUUGCGUUACAUCGAACUGCCGAUUGAGUUGAUCACUCACACCGUACUGCACGAACUAUCCAGCAAGUGUCCCAAUCUGACGCACAUGCUACUGGACUUUUCAACUGCUAUGCAGCUUCACGACUUUAGCGAGAUGCAAGCGUUCCCAGCAAAACUGCGUUACAUGUGUAUCUGUCUGUCGGAGGUCAUCUUUAUGGAGGGUUUCAUGCGUAAAAUCUACAAUUUCAUCAAUGGUCUGGAAGUACUUCACUUGAUCGGUACCUACGAAAAGUGCGAAGAAGAGGAAGAGGAAAUCUACGAGGUCAUCAACGUUCAUAAGCUAAAGUCCGCUACGCCAAAUCUGCGUGUCAUCAACUUGUACGGUAUUAACUUCAUCGAUGACUCGCAUAUCGAUGCGUUCAGUUCAAACUGCAUCCAGCUGGAGUGUCUAGCCGUCAAUUAUUGCAACAAAGUCGUCGGAUCAACUCUUAAGGCUCUAUUGGCUCGUUCCAAACAACUCAAAUGUUUGCUAAUGAAUGGCACCAAUCUAAAAUCCGAGUUCGUCAUGCAAGCCGAAUGGGACAAGUGUUCGGUUCAGGAGCUGGAUAUCUCCGGUACCGAUUUGAGUAGCGAAAGUUUGAUCGAUAUUUUGACCCGCAUUCCUUCACUACGAUUUCUCAGUGCUGGUCAAAUUAAUGGAUUCAACGACACCGUACUGAAGACCUGGGCCGAAGGUGGCAACCCUAAAAGCUUAAUCGCACUUGAUCUAGACUCGUCAGACAAUAUUUCCGAUGAAGCUCUGGGACGUUUCAUCACUCGCUACGGUGGCCAACUGCAGGCAUGCGUACUGUCCGGAAUGACCCAUAUCACCGACGCUCUGUGGAUGACCAUUCUGCCUACGUUGGCCAAUGUGAAAAUCGUCGUGAUGGGUACCACCGAACGGUUGAUUGGCAACGUUCACGUUGAUCAACUGAUGGAUACAAUCGGAUCGUCCUGUCCGAAACUGGAACGGCUGGAGCUACGCUGGGAUCCGGAGAAUCUCCGCUUUUCGGACAAGAGCCAAAAGGCAAUCGAUUUACUACGUGUCAAGUGCCCGAAACUGCGCUGCAUGGUGCUGAGUGAUGGUCGAUACUACGAAACCGUGAAGGCAAAUUUCGAACGUGCCGACCGAACCACAGUGGUGCGAACCACAACCAGCUGCCGCGUUUCGGCUUAUCAUGUGCUUAGCAACUAUAAUGAUUUGAUUUUCAAUUGA
This is a messenger RNA of Sabethes cyaneus, 1545 nucleotides long. RefSeq names its product F-box/LRR-repeat protein 7 (gene FipoQ). Gene Ontology annotation, cellular component: SCF ubiquitin ligase complex. Lineage: Eukaryota; Metazoa; Arthropoda; Insecta; Diptera; Culicidae. Gene Ontology annotation, biological process: SCF-dependent proteasomal ubiquitin-dependent protein catabolic process; positive regulation of protein ubiquitination. The transcript is spliced from 4 exons. The record is from RefSeq and is a predicted model, not a curated record. Gene Ontology annotation, molecular function: protein binding. The coding region runs from base 1 to 1545 and encodes 514 amino acids.